This is a messenger RNA of Cryptococcus deneoformans JEC21, 1546 nucleotides long. Its product is annotated as expressed protein. The record is from RefSeq and is a predicted model, not a curated record. The transcript is spliced from 5 exons. NCBI's taxonomy places the organism in Eukaryota, Fungi, Basidiomycota, Tremellomycetes, Tremellales, Cryptococcaceae. The coding region runs from base 88 to 1071 and encodes 327 amino acids.
GCUCAGAAUGAUGAAGGUCGAGACCUCUGUUCAUGCCAACUGCACUCGAUAGUACUCGCUCAUUUCAAUUUCGCCAGCUUUUCAACGAUGCUCUCACACAGUCUCCUUGCUUCCCUUCGCGCUCGUUGCGCCGUUUCCUUGCUUGCGUCCUCGUCCACCUCCGUCCGAUCCCUCGCCACUCAAGCCUCGUCCACCAUCACAUCUAUCAGACCCAGCCGUGAUGAAAUCGUCAACAUGCGCCUCAGCCAAAGAUCUAUCCAAGCAGCCCUCGAAGCUUUACGGGCAGACGGGAUAGUCGUGGUCGAAGACGUAGUCAACAAAGAGGCGAUCGAUAAGCUCAAUUCCCACAUGGAGAAGGACACACAUACGCUCAUGGCACGAGGAGAGAAGGGACCGUUCAACUAUAACCUAGGCAAUCUACAACAGAGCCCGCCAUACGAUCCGGAUCUGUUCUCACCGUCGAUAUUUGUGAAUCCUUUCGGGAUACAAGUGACGAAUGCCUACCUUGGGGAACGCCCGACCAUGUCGUUCAUCUCGGCCAACUCGGCCGUGAAGGCAGAGGUGGGACAGCCAGUACAUUCUGAUGCUGACUUCAGCCAUCCAAGUAUUCCAUUUGCAGCUGUGGUUAAUGUCGGCCUCGUCGACAUGAACCCCAAAAACGGCUCAACCCAGGUCUGGCUCGGAACACAUGAUGGCACGGAUCUUUCUUGUCAGGAAGGAGCGCAUGGGGAGAGAGCCUCCGGUCGAAUCAAGCAGGAUUUAUUGGAUGCCCGGAAAUCAAUUUCUCCUCCAUUGCAGCCCACUAUCCCGAAAGGCUCACUGAUCAUCCGCGAUCUUCGAUUGUGGCACGCCGGUAUGCCCAAUACAACCGACGAGAUCAGGAUCAUGUUGGCAAUGAUCCACUUUGCGCCUUGGUACAGACAACGAAUGACCAUGAAGCUGCCCCGAUCUCUGCGACCCACACUAGAAGGAGUGGACCGGCUGGGCGUGGCGGCGGACUGGCAGGACGCAGAGGUAGAUCAUCUGGAUGCGCCGUAUGGGAAUGCGUUUGAUUUCAGCCAGGAUCAGUAGUGUUCUUCCAGCAUUGAACACUCUAUACACGUUCAUGAAAAUAUCCCGGGUCACCGUGAACACUGGGUUUAACCUCCACAACUUAACAAAACGUUGUCAGCCUCCAACCUUCCCUGGGCUAGGGGGCCACUCCAAGAAAUUUCACCAAUGGUUUUGUGGAUAGGGCGGAAACGCCCGCAUGGUCUGGGCAGUAAACUCGCUUAGUCCAAAUGUCCGGCUGCCAUCCGGUUCGGAACGAGAUAUUAUCAGAGAUAACAGCUGUGGCCCCUAUUAAUUAAUGUCCAUUCUCACUCCAAAAAAUCGAUGGCAAAUUUUACAAGACUGUCGUCUUACUUGCCAGACAGUAACGGACGAGACUCGUCUUUACCUAGUCAUUCAAACCUGCAUGGUUCUUCAUAACCUUUUGGUUGAGACUUAGACUUGGAAGGACUCGCUGACUACAUCUGAGGUGGACGGGGUGAUGAAUAUCGAUGAA